GUUUGCGGUUGUUUUCUUUCUUCCCUCCAUUGCCUACCCGGGGGCGCCUCUGGACGCUCCACGGUCGCUGGCUUCUCUUCGUACGCUUCAUCUCGCUAUCGAAUGACCGGAAUUAUUAGUUAGUUGGACUGCUCCUAAUACCGGGUCCGGUUGUGCGUCGGAAGCUCCCGGAGUCGGGGAACCAUCACGCAGCGCAUAGUUUUAAGGGCAAGCUUUUCGAGUUGGCAAGCGUUCGGCCUCGUUAGGAAAGUGUGAUGCUCCAGGGUUUACUCCCAGUCCCAGGGCCAACCCCACUGGAAUGCAACGUGGUAUGUGCAAAGCGAAGCAAAGUGAACUCGAGUGUGCAAUCAAGUGUCACAAUCAGUGAAACCCUCGAGCGCAGGGGACACCCUACAAGUUAUGGAAUUCUCGUUGGGAGUCACGACGUGUGUAAAUAUAUCUGGUGACAACAAACACUGGUGAGCUUCAGUGUGCAUAAAACUAUCUCCUCCCUGGCUGACCGCCAUCUCAAGGGCCCGAACAAUUGGCGCAUCAACAACCCAAGCAUUGGUCAAGUGUUGGUAAAUGGUGGAGGCGGGGAGCGCAUAGUGGAAUGUUGUGAAUGACCCGCGUGUCCCCAAACGCAUUGAUUUAACGAAGGAAUGGUUUCAACACCGGAAAAGAACGAAGAAGACCCCACCAAUUUAAUGCUGCUGGGAGGAACCCCGUUGGUUGGAGGCGUUUCCAGCUGAAAUCGGCCACGGUACAAUUUGUGGUGUGGGGUGGCACAUUGCCAAAACUGGGAAAAUAAAAACACAACUCACAAGGGUGAUUGCCCAGCCCCGCAUUGGCCAUUUCUACAGCUUCCAGCGCGUGCUGCAGGUUUUAGAGCGGCAGCUAACGGUAAACGGCGCAAGAAAGGCCCAAAGACGUCUCAAAGAGGGAAAAGACGAACGAGAAAAAUAAAACAGUCAAUGCCGAAACAGAUGCGCGAACACACGAAAGCAGCAACGACGAAACACAAGAAGUUCUCCACGGCGCACGGCGGCGGAAAUGAGAAAUUGUGAUCUACUUAAUUUCGCUCGCCGGGCGACACACGAGUGAAAUGCUGCUGCCCCCCUUGGCCCUUUUCAUUUCUGGCUCUGCCUUCAGCUCCAGUUGGGGCGUUCGGCAGUAGAAACGGCAGCGACUCAGUACGCUAAGUUCCGGCCCGGUGAACGGAAGCUCGAAAACGAGCCAGAGUUCAAUUAUGUUUUAAAACGCUCGCGAAGGACCACAGAGCACCGAACAAGGGAAGGACCGGUUAUCAGUGUGUCCGUGGUGAAAAUACACCAAUUCGAACGUGCCCCGAGGAGGGUUUAUCGCGGUGAAGUUUUGCGAUCAUAGUCACCAUUUCGCAUCAUCAUCAUCAUCGCCGUCGUCGUUGGACGCCAUCAUAAACACACGGCAUGAAUUAAUAUGCAUACACUACGAAAGCACGUAGUAGUUUGAAUAUUAUUAUUAUUUUUUCGUUCGCGUUGUGCUUUCGGCGACCGCUUUGCGUCGAGACUGGCUUUAAAAUGUCAACCGCACAGGGUGGUUGAGCGAAACGUGGUGAAACGGGAGUGGACGUCCAGGCGUAGGCAGAGGGAGGGAGCCCCGUCGUGCCAUGUUUGGCCAUACCGAGUGAUGUCAUCCGAUGUGUGAAUUAGCAGCGCGAGUAGCAACGUAUCGUGUGGUUUACCUGUUCGGUGGAGUUUUGCUGGAGCUUUUGCAGUGCGAAGAGCGAGUGUGCUCAGUGUCGGUAAACUUUGUUUUCUAAUUGACCGUUAGCGGAGUGUGAAAAAAAAAUAGGAAAAGAGUUACCUCUUCCGGUGCACCAAUCUGGACAAUCCAUCAAACAAAAACAACAAAAUUGGUUCCUCCUUCGUACAUCAUCCGAUGGUGGAGGAAAGAUAGUGUGUUCGAUCGGUUCCAUCCAUCACGACGACCGGGUUGCAGAGAAGGGUUGCGAUUGUUGAUUGCCAACACCACACCGGUAGCAACCGGUGUUGCAAACACGAACAAAAACCAGCUGCUAACCUUCAAAAGUUUAGUCGGUACUUUGGCGAUGAGCAACGGAACCGAUCCGGAAGCGGCCGCAGGUUCCGACGAACGGGAAGCGGCGGCACCCAAGGGUUCGCCGACGGUGGAAUCGAACAACGGCGGUGGUGGCGGAGGCACCAACCGGGGACCGUACACAGGCGUCGGCCACUACCAGACCCACCAGCACCACCACCAUCAGAUCAUGUCCACCAGCGUCGAGGAGGUGGACGAGCAGCAGGUGCUUGUGGAGAGCGGUGGCGGUGGUGGUGAUGGUGGUACACAAAAGGUCAAGACAAAUCAUCUUUCGGCGCAGACGUAUAAAAAUUUGCAUGAAUUUUCGGAGGAAAUGCUGGAAACGGAAAAGGCUGGCCUGGUGGAGCGGGUGUACGAUCUCGAGCGGCAGGUACUGGAGCACAAGGAUGAAAUAGUCUGCCUCAAGUCCACGCUCGCGGACGUGCUGCGACGGCUGGCCACGAUAGAUAACGCGUACGAGCAUAGCACCAGCGGGAGCGGCCGGGGUGGAACGGGCACCGUCGCGGGCGGGGGAGCGUCAAAUGUUGCUACCCUCGCCGGACAGGGCAUGGUCGGUGAUAACGUCGGCACCGCGGUCAGUGGACAGAAUAGUUUAUCCAGCAAAAGUUUUCGCUUCUCCCGCAACACGCUCACGAGGCUGAACUCCAGUGUGGAAGAAAAACGAUUCGGGCGGGUACCGUCGCGCGUGACCAGCUCGCCGUCCCGGAUAAAGACAACCCUCGCCCAGAAGGCCAUCCACUACUCGAACGGAUCGCUGCACUCCGACUCGCUCAGCAGCCAUUCGAUCUCGCCGGCGCCCUCCCCGUCGCCGAAGCAACCGAACGCAUCCACCACUGCCCACCAUGCGCUACUGGCGUCGUCCGGCAUGGGCAAGCGGUGGUCCUCGACCGGCGACUUUGUCAGCACACCCGGCAGCCCGAGCGGUACCGGCAGCACCGGAAGCAUGUCUCGAUUUUCGGCAAAAUCGUUGCUCAACCUAAGCGGACACUCGAGUCGCCAGGGCAACUCGCAUCCAUACGUCCAGCGCAAGAACGACGACGACGAGUACGUGAAGCUGUACAUCAGCGGCCGUCCGAUCGUGAUACACAUACCCGAGGCCCAGCUACCCACGUACGACCUUACGAAGGUGCAGCCCGCGCCGAACCGGCGACUCCGGCUUGAUUGGGCGUACGGAUACCGGGGCAAGGAUUGCCGCUCGAACCUCUACCAGCUGCCGACCGGCGAGAUGGUGUACUUCGUCGCUGCCGUCGUCAUCCUGUAUAACAUGGACGAGCACACGCAGCGCCACUACCUUGGCCACACGGACGACGUCAAGAGUCUUGCGGUGCACCCGAACAAGCUGCUGGUAGCGAGCGGCCAGUGCGGCGGCACGGAAGGCCGCGAAUCGCUGCCCCACAUCCUCAUCUGGAACUCGGUUUCGCUGGCCACGCUCAACCAGAUCGGGUGCGGGGAGUUUACCGGUGCGAUCAACUGCCUGUCUUUUAGUCGCGCGGACAGCGGGAACAUUCUGGCUGCGAUCGACGACUCACCGGACAAGAUCAUCUCGAUCUGGGACUGGCAGAAGAAGGAGGGUGGCCGGAAAAUCACCGAAACGAAGUGCUCGGUCGACACGGUGGUGGCGGUCGAGUUCCACCCGCUCGACAAGGGACAGAUCAUCACCAUCGGGAAGAACCACAUCGCGUUCUGGUCGCUGGACCAGCACGGCAUGCUGUACAAGCGGAUGGGCGUGUUCGAGAGCUUCGAGAAACCGAAAUACGUGACGGCGAUCUCGUUCACCCAAACGGGUGACGUCGUGACGGGUGACUCGAGUGGCAAUCUGGCCGUUUGGAAGCGUGGCACCAACGUGAUCAGUCGCUUCCUCAAGAAGGUUCACGAGGGUCCGGUGUUUACGAUCUGUGCGCUGCGAAACGGUGGGUUUGUGACGGGCGGCAAGGACGGGUUGCUGUUGCUCUUCGACGAUGCACUGCACAUGAAGGCGGACCAGAUCGUGGAGGAGCACUUCGGGGCGGUGCGGGUUGUGGCCCAGGGCAAAGGCUCCCAGCUGUUGAUCGGUACGACAAAGAACUGUAUCCUAUCGGGAGACUUUACGCUCAGUCUGGUCCCGAUCGUCAUGGGCCAUACGGACAUCCUUUGGUCACUGGCAACGCACCCGCAGGUGGCACAGUUUGUGACCGGCGGCAAGGACCGGUUACUGCAGCUGUGGGACUCACUGUCGCAUUCGGUCGUAUGGAGCAAGGACAUCGGGGAACCGAUCCACUCGGUACAGAUCACCAACGGUGGCGAGGUGGUCGUGGUUGGAGGUGCGGUUGGCCGAUGGUCGGUGUUCGAUAUUGUCACGCGUGAACUGCUGGCCACGUACACUGACGGCCAGGACGUGAUACAGUGCAUGCAAUUCUCGCCCGACGGCAACCUGCUGGCGCUCGGUUCCAAAGACAACUGCAUCUACAUUUACCAGUGCACGAAGGUGCCGCACCGGUUCUCCAAGAUUGGCAAGUGCACGGGUCAUUCCAGCUUCAUAUCGCACCUGGAUUGGUCGAAGGAUAGUCAGGUGUUGCGGUCAAAUUCGGGCGACUACGAACUGCUCUAUUGGAAUCCAACACUCUGCCGGCAAAUAACGAGUCAAAGCAUGGUGAAAAAUCUCGAGUGGGCCACACAAAACUGCUCGGUGAGCUUCAAUACGAUCGGCAUCUGGCCGGAGAACUUCGACGGCACGGACAUUAACAGCGUGUGCAAGGACGGCGAGGAACAGUUCCUCGUCUGUGCCGACGAUUUCGGCAAAAUACGCCUUUUCUCCUUCCCCGCCUCACAGCCAAAGUCGCUAUCACACAGCUACCGGGGACACAGUAGUCACGUCACGGCGGUACAGUUUAUGCACGACGGCGUCCGGCUCCUAUCGGCCGGCGGGCUCGACACGAGCGUACUCCAAUGGAGGGUAGUUUAACCGUCCCGUGGCACUCGAUAAUGCACUCCAACAAAAAGAUUGGAUACCAAGCGUUGCAUUUUUGAAGUACACACAUUCGCAGGAACAAAGUUUAUUUUAUUUUAGCACCAGAUACUAACUUAUUAUUUUAUCACGAUUAAUGGAGCGUCCGAUUGCAUAUGAGGUGAACAAUAAAUUAAUCCUCCAAACAACAAACCGUUACGUAACAUGAA
This is a messenger RNA of Anopheles coustani, 5229 nucleotides long. Its product is annotated as echinoderm microtubule-associated protein-like 2. NCBI's taxonomy places the organism in Eukaryota, Metazoa, Arthropoda, Insecta, Diptera, Culicidae. Gene Ontology annotation, biological process: microtubule cytoskeleton organization. The record is from RefSeq and is a predicted model, not a curated record. The transcript is spliced from 8 exons. Bases 2069 to 5017 code for a protein of 982 amino acids. Gene Ontology annotation, molecular function: microtubule binding. Gene Ontology annotation, cellular component: mitotic spindle.